Glossina fuscipes is the source of this 457-nucleotide messenger RNA. RefSeq names its product structural maintenance of chromosomes protein 5-like. The record is from RefSeq and is a predicted model, not a curated record. The annotation marks the transcript as partial. The transcript has a single exon. Lineage: Eukaryota; Metazoa; Arthropoda; Insecta; Diptera; Glossinidae. Gene Ontology annotation, biological process: double-strand break repair via homologous recombination. Gene Ontology annotation, cellular component: Smc5-Smc6 complex. Gene Ontology annotation, molecular function: ATP hydrolysis activity; ATP binding.
CAAUUACUUCAUCCUUUUAAAAAUUAGUUUUGCGAAAAUGUCCAAUUUUGGAAAAAUAAAAAGUGUAUAUUGCAAAGAUUUCGUGACAUACUCAGAAUGCAUCUUCACACCAUCAGAAUAUUUAAACGUUAUCAUUGGCCCCAAUGGCUCAGGUAAAUCCACACUUGUAUCAGCGAUAGUUUUGUGUUUGGGUGGUGAGCCCAAAUUGCUGGCGCGUUCAAAUUUUAUCAGGGAUUAUGUUAAAAAUGGUUGUUCAUCGGCUAAAAUAUCUGUAGAAGUUUGCGACGAGCGAAAGAAUAAGGGAAGCCUUUGUGAUGAAAAAUCGGUGGACUUCACACGCACCUUUGACAAAAACGAUAAGUCAGAGUAUUUUAUUAACGGUCGUUCCUAUUCACGUCGCGACUAUCUAGAGGCGAUAUCAAAAUUUAACAUCCAAGUAAACAAUCUAUGCCAAUUU